This is a messenger RNA of Paramecium primaurelia, 2302 nucleotides long. The record is from the annotation of a GenBank genome assembly. Lineage: Eukaryota; Ciliophora; Oligohymenophorea; Peniculida; Parameciidae.
AUGAAUUUAAGUCCAACAAAAAUGUAAUCUAAAAUAGAUCUAAAGAUGAGAAAGAGUGGAGUACCAGUAGCUUUAAAAAGAUCACCAUAAUUUUAAUUAUUAGAUUGUUUCAUGUUAACAUAUUUUCAUCUUCCAUCCUUUGCUGAGUAAAUUUUAUAAUAUGAUGUAUUAAGACAAUUAAAAAAUAGGAUUCUAUUAUUAAUGAAGAAGGAGUGACUUUACUUUUAUAAAAGUUAUUUAUUUAGUUAAUAUUUUGUAAAAAGAAAGAUACUUCAGCAAUAGAAGUAUAUUAAUAUAUGAAAGAUGAUUAUAAUACUAGAUAUAAAAAUAUUGAAGAAUUUUUAGUUAGAUUUUUUGAUAAAGUUGAUGAAUCAAUUUCAAAAUAUAGAACAAUGCUUAAUGAAUUUGUUGAAGAGCAUCCAAUUAGAGAAUUAUUUAUUGGAAAAUUAAUGAUAGGAAAUGUAGAAACAACAUUUAAUUUGAUAAAGAUUGAUUUAGAUGAUGAAUCAUUUAUGGAAGGUUUAUAAAAGAAAUUUGAAAUAGAAGAUUGUUCAAUAAAAGAAUUACCAAAAAUAUUAUAAUUUGAAAUAACAAGAAAAACUAAUUUUGUUUUAAUGCCAAUUAUAUAUAUAGAUUAAUAUAUGUACUCUAAUAAAGGAACAAUUAAAUAACAUUAAUCAGAUAUCAAAGAAUUAACAAUAAAAAGAGAAGAAAUUGUAUAAAAGAUAAAAAAUAUUGAAAAUUAUUAAUAAACAUUAUAAAGUAUUCCUUAAAUCUUGUAAAUGACAAUAAAUAUUAUAUAAGAAUAAAGAAAUGAAUUAAUUGAUGGAGAUCCAGCAAUUGAAGGAUUUUUAUCAUUAAUUAUUGAUGCAAAUUAAGAAUUAGAAAAAUUAAAAGAAGAACUUAAAAAAAUGGAUCAAUAAAUUAAAUUAAUCAUGGGAAAUUUCAAUAAAAUAGAAUAUCAUUUACAUGCUGUUAUUAUAUAUGAUGGAGAAUAUGAAUGUGUUUAUAUUAAUAAUAAUAAUGAAUAAUUCUUUUUUUUUGAAGAUGGAUUUGUAGAAAUAAGAAAGAAAUUUGAAAUUGAAAUGCAUUAUUCUCCAGAAACAAUUGUAUAUUUAGUAUAUAAAGAUAAAAAUCUUUAAAGUGAAUAUAGUUUUACAGGUGGAUAAGGUAAUCUAUUAGAUAUGGAUCAUAGAAAAUCUUAUGAAUCUUUAAUUAGAAAAGAAUUAUAAUAAUAUGCUGUUUAGUUUAAUUAAAAAGUUGAUUAAGAAUUACUAUUCUUAAAAUAAUAAUAAUAGGCAGAAGAAGUAUUUUAAUAAUAUCUGAUAAGAUUGAAUUAAGUUAUUUAAUUAAUUUAAAAAAAACAUACUAUUUAAGUACCUCAUUUAAAUAAUUUUGCUACUUUCUUAUUUUAUACUUAAAAGAAAAUUGAUGAUUAUGUAAAAUGGUAAAUAUUGGAUUGUAGUAUUAGAGAUGUUACAGGUUAAUCCAUCUCAGAUAUUAAAAAUAUGAAUGCUUUUGCUUAAAAAUUAAGUGUGUUGUUAUAAAAUUAACCUUAAAAGGCACCAACUUAAUUAACAGUUAGUAAAAAAGAUAUGUAAAUCAUGUAAAUUAGAUUGACUGAGUAUGUCUAAUAUGAAUAAAGCACAAAAGUAUUAACAUAUUCUUUAGAAUGUAUUCUUUAAGAAUAGAAAUUGCUAGCAUUAAAUGCAAUUAGAUUUAUAUAUGAGAAUGGCUAAAAUAACAUUGUUGCCCAUCUUAGUUAAGAGAUAUUUAAGGCUUUCAUGAUUCAUUUAUCUAUUUAAGCUAUUAAACUUCAUCAACAAUAAAAUUAUUUCUUAUUUUGGGAUCAUAUUUAAUGGAUUAUAGCUUAUUGGCCAUAUAUGAACUAAUAAGAUUUAGUUCAUUAAUAAGUAUUUGUAAUGAUAAAAGAUAUUAAAAAAAAAGCCAAUAAAAAAGCAUUAAAUUCUGAUUAAGAAAAAAUUAUCAAAAAAUUUAUAUCAUCUGUAGAGGAUAAGAAGCCUACAGAUUUAGGAAACAAUAUUUUACUAAGAUAGGAUCCUGUAAUAAUUUCAUAAUAUUUAAGGUUUUAGAAGCUAUAGCUAUAAUUGAUUGGAAUUAGGAUCAUUAUUAUUGGUUAAAUGAAAAAUCAGAUGAUAUUUCCUAAUAACUAUUAACGAAUACUUAAUUGAUUUAAUAGUUUCUUUAACUUGAGUUUUAAUUUGUUAAAACAAUUAUGUAAUAACAAUGUACUUUUACUUAUGAUGAAAGGAUCAAAAUGAUGCUACAUAAUUAAUUAUGA